AUGGCCAAAGCAUACACAGUUGAGAAGUUUGAUUACCACAUGGCAGAGGUAGAGAAAAUUGAUAAGAGGAUCAAAGAUUACUUAAUGAAUGUUGGGUAUGAAAGAUGGUCCAUAGCAUAUUCCACUGUCAACAGAACAUUGACGAUGACUUCAAACAUUGUGGAGUCGAUCAAUGCAGCACUCAAGGCUGCUAGGGAACUCCCAGUACUGCCUUUGCUAGACUACAUAAGGAAAUUGAUCGGACCAUGGAAUGUUAAAAACUUAAAGAAUGCAGUAGAGUCAUUCACUGAUCUUGGAAAAAAAUAUGAUACAAUGCUGAUGGACAAUCUUGAAUUGUCACAUUAG
Molecule: messenger RNA, 345 nt
Organism: Nicotiana tabacum (common tobacco)
Lineage: Eukaryota; Viridiplantae; Streptophyta; Magnoliopsida; Solanales; Solanaceae
Source: RefSeq, a predicted model, not a curated record